This is a messenger RNA of Helicoverpa armigera (cotton bollworm), 2325 nucleotides long. It is a transcript of the gene Tmem131, whose product is annotated as transmembrane protein 131. The record is from RefSeq and is a predicted model, not a curated record. NCBI's taxonomy places the organism in Eukaryota, Metazoa, Arthropoda, Insecta, Lepidoptera, Noctuidae. Gene Ontology annotation, cellular component: membrane. Bases 127 to 2184 code for a protein of 685 amino acids. The transcript is spliced from 12 exons.
UACGAUUUCUAUUUUAUCUGUUGUCAUUCACGAUUUCGCGAACGCACGUCUCGUGAGUUGACUGAUGUGAUAAAAAUAUCGAAUUGUGUUUGAGAAAUGUGAAUAAACAGUGCAAGUUGCACUAAAAUGUAUCGUAAAAUAGUGUGGUGUUAUGUGUUUGUAUUGACGUUAUUGGAUAUUACACUGAAUACUAAGCUGUCAGCUCAGGGAAAGAGCCAUGGUGUCACAGUACAUGAUUCCCUCAUAGAGGGAAUUACAUUUCAGGAAUGGGGCGGGCCGGGCGCGGUGGCGGCGGGCGCGCUGCAGCUGUCGCCGCCCGCGCUGCACUUCGGGCGCGCGGCGCUGGCGGCCGCGCACGCGCUCACCGUCACGCUCACCAACACCGCCAACACCACCAUGCACCUCGCCUCCGUCGCCGGCACCACGCCGGACUUCCACGCCUCCUUCUUCGACUCUAAGACGCUGCCGCCGCAAGCCAACACGUCGUUCACGGUGGUGUACCUGGGGCGGCGCGAGGGCCCGGUGUCGGCGCACAUCUACAUCCACACGUCGCUGGGCGUGCACAAGUACCCGGUGUCGGCGGAGGGCGUGGCCAGCCAGUGGGGCGUGUGGCCGCUGCUGGGCGUGCGCGUGCCGCUCAACGCCAGCGUCGAGCCGCUGCUCACGCUGCACAACCCCACCGACCACACCAUACAAGUGAGCGAGGUGUACUCGUCGGGCGCGUGGCUGGGGCUGGAGCUGCCGGGCGGCGGCGCGCGGGCCCCGCGCGAGCUGUGGGCCGUGCCGGCGCGCAGCUCGCGGCCGCUCGUGCGCCUGCGCCUGGCGCCCGGCGCCGCCGCCGCGCCGCUCACGGCCUACGUGCGCAUCAAGGGCAACAUGACGGGCGGCGGCCUGCUGGUGUGCGUCACGGCGCGCUCCGUGCCGCCCGGCGAGCACCUCAGCCCGCUGCAGCUGCGUCUGCGCACGCGCGGCUCGCUCGACCCGCCCGACGUGUUCGACAUCGAGGCCGGCAACAGUGCGGGCACGCCGGCGCCGCUGGCGGGCGGCGUGUGGGCGCCGCGCUGCGGGCCCGCGCCGCCCGCGCCGCCGCCGCCGCCCGCCGACCGCGCGCCCACGCACAACGGACAGAGCGACAAGGGGAUGGCUAACGGAAACGGCGCGGCGGCCGACGGCGUGCGCGUGACGCUGCUGCGCGCCUCGCUGGAGCCGCACCAGGCGCUGGCCCGCGCCGCGCACCUCACCUUCGACUACGCGGCGCUGUGGGGCGCGGCGGCGGCGGGCGGCGCGGGCGCGGCGGGCGCGUGGUGCGCGGGCUGGCUGCGCCUGGGCCGCGCCGCGCUGCCCUACAGCGUGCGCCUGCUGCCCGGCACGCUGCGCCUGGACCCGCCCGCGCUGCACUUCGUGACGGCGGCGCGCGCGGAGACGCUGGAGCUGCGCGUGCACAACGACUUCCCGGCGCCGGUGCUGGUGACGGGCGCGGCGCUCAGCGAGGGCGCCGAGCUGGUGGAGCUGACGUCGCUGACGCCGCUGGCGCUGGCGCCGGGCGCGGGCGGCGUGGUGGCGCGGGUGCGGCUGCGCGGGGGCCUGGCGCCCGCGGCGCAGCUCAGCGCGCACGUGUCGCUGCGCUCUAACGUCACUGACUACGAGGUGCCGCUGUACGUCUACUCUGGACAACUGCAAAUUGAAUGGGAUUGGCCGAACUCAGAGGACGGCGAGCUGCGGCUGGGGCUGGUGGGCACGUCGUCCACCCGGCGCGUGGCGGCCACCGUGCGCAACCCCGCGCCCGCGCCGCUCUGCAUCACCGACGUGGCGCUCGACCUGCCCGGCGCCUCGCUGGCGCUGGCGCCGUGCGGGCCCCUGCGCGCGCCGCCGCCCGGACACGCCUGCCGCUGCGUGGCGGCGCGCGGGGCGCUGGGCGCGCUGCUGACGGUGGUGGCGCCGGCGCGGGCGGGCGCGCUGCGCGGGGCGCUGGCGCUGCGCGCGGAGGGCGCGGGCGGCGCGGUCUCGCGCGGCGCUGGCGCUGGAGGCGGCGCCGGGCCGCGUGGCCGCGCUGCCGCUGGCGCUGCCGCGCGUGGCGCCCUACGUGUGGGCGCGGGCGCCGCUCGUGCUGGACUGCAGCAUGGCGCAGCGCAUGCGCGUCACCGGCGUGGCGCUGCCGCCCACCGACCCUGCGCUCUCUUAUGAGGCGGGCGCGGAGGCGGAGGUGUGGGCGGGGCGGCACGCGGUGGGCACGGUGCUGUACGCGGCGGAGCGGCUGUGCGCGCCGCACUGCUACACGGGGCUGGACGUGGCGCGCGGCGACGGCGCCGCCUGGCUGCGCCGCGC